CACCGACGAAUAACAACGUUAGUGACAUAUUUUGAAAAACACAAAUUGCAUCGUCUCUGGAAAACCUCGUAGCUUAAUUAUUUUAUCGGACCGGAUACCCUGCUAUCUCAUGUAUUCCAUUUGAUGGAUUCCUCCUUCUUUGCUGCCCGCACCCCUUUUUCUCCACCCUAACGUUACAAACCUGCAUACAUACACAUACAGAGAGAGAGAGAGAGUGAGAGAGAGAGAGAGAGAGAGAGAGAGAUCACAACAUCACUAUCAUAACAAGGCAGGAGCCGGGUUAGGGGAGGCUGACCGGGAGAGAGCAGGUGGGUGUGAGAGGCGCAGAUAGGGACGGACUGACUGCCUGUCAGCCGUGUUUCAUGAACACGGGGCCUGAUUGCACAUAAACCCGGCGGCGGCUGAAAUUUAGCACCGGUCUCACUGAAGGGGAAUCCAAGCGAAAGAUGGAGGGAAUGGCGUACGGAGCGGGGAAGGCUGGCGGAGCCUUCGAUCCGGUUACUUUCAUCCGACAGCCGCACACCAUUCUGCGGAUGGUGUCCUGGCUGUUCUCUAUCGUGAUCUUCGGCUGUAUCGCCAACGAGGGCUACUUGAACCGCCCUAGCGAGGUCGAGGAGUACUGCAUUUUCAACCGCAACCAGAAUGCCUGCAACUAUGGCGUAGCCAUGGGAACGCUGGCCUUCCUGUGCUGCAUGGCCUUCCUGGCUCUGGACGUCUACUUUCCCCAGAUCAGCAGCGUUAAAGACCGCAAGAAGGCCGUUCUGGCCGACAUUGGGGUGUCCGCAUUUUGGUCCUUCAUGUGGUUUGUGGGCUUCUGCUUCCUGGCGAACCAGUGGCAAGUGGCUAAGACGGAGGACAACCCUCUGAGCAAGGGUGGAGAUGCUGCUCGAGCCGCCAUCACCUUCUCCUUCUUCUCCAUCUUCACUUGGGCUGGUCAAGCAUUUCUGGCGUUCCAGAGAUACAAGCUGGGGGCGGACUCUGUCCUCUUCUCCCAGGACUAUACGGAUCCGAGCCAGGAUGCAGCCGGCGCCCCCUACAGUGCAUACUCCAACGGCGGCUCAUACCAGGAGCCCAACACCGAUGCUGUGUUUGACAGCUCUGUAGGGUACCAGCGUCAAGAUUACUAAUUUGGAGUUUGGACUGUUUUUUUUUUUUUUUUUUUUUUCUCGGGGGGAGGGCAGAACUGCUGAGAGGGAUGGUUGAUUAGCAGAGCGCAGCCUCAUGUCAGUGCUUGUAACUACUUCGUCUCGCCUUCUGAAGUCUCCAUGUUAACUGGCCAUGUGUGUAGCAUUCAGCAUUCAGCAUUCAGUAUCGGCAGAUCCAACUUAAGAGCUGAGCCAUUAUGGUGGUGCCUCAAGCAACUCAACGUGCACAUUCUAAAUCUGACCUAAGAGAUCAUAGAAGUUACUGCCAAAUGUCACAGAUUUGUGACACAUAUGCCAUUCUUAUGGACGGAAAGUGCCUGGGGGGAGAGGUAAAUGAUAGCGAGUAAACAAGUGAGAACUGAAUAUUUCAAGUGCUAUUAAAGGUCACAGAGGCCUUUAGGCCGUGGCAUGUUUUAAACAUAAAUUGAAGAUAGAGAGUACAUUAGCUGUCUGCUUCAACCAUACACCAAAACUGCAUUUUCUCAUUUACAUCAUGAUUUAUCCUUUAGUGGAGAAAUACUUUUCUGAUAUGCAUUGUGUUUUAUUUUUCUGUGCAACACCAGCCUACCAGUGCCAUGCUGGCAAGAAACACUAAUCCAAUUAACCCAGAUGAAUGUGUACCUGGUAAAGCCUGACCUGCUGUUCAUGCAAGCACAGCAAAACAGAACCCAAUACUACUGCCGAAAAUAGACAGGACGUUCCUCUAUGGUUCGUCGACUUAGUUUACUGCAAACUGGGGUCAGUGUUCCCUAAUUCAAAACACAUUAAAACGCUGAUAAAGCUAUAAGAUGAUGAUGAUUGUCUACCUUCCCAUGAAUGUUCUUGUGAUUUAUGAAUGUUUGGAGCCGGUUCUCUUCACUGUGGAGUACAAAGGUGGUUUGAAUGGCGAAAGGUUUGACUUCUAGUGUCUGAGCUCGGUCUUGUGCAGCAGGUGUAUCGUGCUUGUCGUACCUGUAUUGAUUUCACGGUGCUUUUUGGCUCUAAUGACAUGCCGUCCAUGCUGAAAAAAACAGCUUGACCUGGUUAAGCCGCUGGUUGACAGAGUCAUGAUAUUUCACCAGCCUAAGGUAUGUUUUCGCAUGAUGGUUUGAUGGUUGAUCUGGUCACACCAGCUUCUGAUGGUCAUUCUAACUGGUUUAGCUGGCUAUACCAACGUGAUAAACUUGAUAGUCUAGCCACACCAGCAUGACCAUCAAAGACCAUCUCAGACCAUCUCAAACUAGCUAAAACUACCUACCAGCAUUAGCUGGUUUGUUCAGCAGGGAUGUCGUCUUCUAGCAGGUCUGCCAUGUCUUUCCACUGCCGUUUGUCUUUUUUCUUUGCUUUCAUUGACAAGGCCCAGAGUCUUUUGGGUGCCAGUCAAAGCGAAAUGGAAUCUGAUCGUCUGAGUUCCUUCUUUUAACGCUGUCAUUCGCUACCGAUCUCCUCAUCAAGCAGGAUACUGAUUGGAAUGGCAUUGUAAUCAGGGAUUGUGAAAUAGGGAAGGCUGUUCUGGCUUUAGGCAUUUUGAAGAUCUUUAUUUUUAUUUUGCUCUUUUUAAAAUGUUGUUUAAAUGUACAAUUCCAGCCAGACGGAAGUAGGAGCAGGCAAAAGUUUUGACAACUUGUAGCAUAGGAAUAUUCUCACUGUAGAUAACAUUUCAGAUCAUUAUGAAUGCAUAUCAGGAUAUCUUUUGCAUCGAAAUCCAUCCAAAUUAUGAAAUAAAUGGAAUUAUUAAAUGUAAGCUAUAUAAUACAAAACUGAAAUUUGACCAUAAUGAAUAAUAGGUAAUACACUGCCGGCAAAAAAAGUCACCGUUUGAAUUUAAAUCUGCAGGUAUUUCAUGACUGAAUCAUUAUUACAGCUCAGCAACAUUAUGUAGCAAUAAGGUGAAGUCAGCUGAGUACUUGGAUCUCCUGAAUGGCCAGGUUAUCCCAUCAAUGGAUUUUUUCUUCCCUAAUGGCACGGGCAUAUUCCAGGACGAUGACGCCAAGAUUCAUUGGGCUCGAACUGUCAAAGAGUGGUUCGGGAGUAUGAGGAAUCAUUUUCACACAUGAAUUGGCCGCCAGAGUCUUUGAGAUGUGCUGAAGCAGAGUUUAAAGAGUGGUUCAUCUCACCUAUCAUCAAUAAAAGAGCUCAACAAGAAAUGAAUGCAAAACAAGAUUAAAAAAAAAAAAAAACCUGAUGUUGCGUAAGCAUGUGGAAACAAUGCAGUGACUAAAGGCGGUCCAACGAAAUAUUAAUGUGCACAACUUUUUUGGCGGUGUAUAAACAUCCUGUAAAGUAUGUACCCAAAUAUAUACUGUUUCAAAAGAAUAUGUUACUUAAUUAUUUAUACAUGGUAUUAUAAUAGUUAUGAAUACAGUAUGACAUGAUGUGUUAUUGUGUUCUUAGAAAUUAUUUCCUUGUUUUUGUAAAUGUUUAUUUUGGAAUAAUUAUAAAUAAAUAAACAGGAAAAUAAUGUGACCAAAAUAA
Paramormyrops kingsleyae is the source of this 3599-nucleotide messenger RNA. Its product is annotated as synaptogyrin-1-like. The record is from RefSeq and is a predicted model, not a curated record. Gene Ontology annotation, cellular component: neuromuscular junction; synaptic vesicle membrane. Lineage: Eukaryota; Metazoa; Chordata; Actinopteri; Osteoglossiformes; Mormyridae.